This is a messenger RNA of Pistacia vera, 1501 nucleotides long. RefSeq lists its product as uncharacterized. The transcript has 5 exons. Bases 155 to 922 code for a protein of 255 amino acids. The record is from RefSeq and is a predicted model, not a curated record. Lineage: Eukaryota; Viridiplantae; Streptophyta; Magnoliopsida; Sapindales; Anacardiaceae.
AACACUCAUCACAUAUAAGACCUCUCCAUUUAUUUCUUCACACAAAGAUUUUCUCUCUCCCUUUCUCUCGUUUCUCUUUUCACUUUCUUCUUUACAAAGAAACACCACAGCCUACAACAACACACCAACAACACCAACACAAACACAACACACCAUGACUGAAGAAGAGUGGGUAAACGUCGCCAUGUCCGACGACUCCCUCGUCGUCGAGAUGCUACUUCGUCUCCAUCAAGCCGAACCACCGCCGACGGCUAGGAAGUCCGCGCCGCCGCUUCAGCUCGAGUGGAGCGUGCGUCAGCGUCGCUCCAAGCAGCUCCCGAGAAAAAAGGCUGAUGCCACGCGUGCCAGCCCUACCACGCCGCUUUCUUGGAGUGGCGCCACCUCUGUCAGCGGUGGCGCUGCUGACGCCUUCGAGGAGUCCAGCAAACCGUCUAAGCCUAUUGACAAUACGAGAUCUAAGGUUGUUGCUACCGGUGAAACCUCCACUCCAAAGAGGUCAAGAAAGAAAAAGACCUUGGCUGAAUUGAGAGAGGAGGAGAGUUUGCUGUUGAAGGAAGAGAGAAGUUUGAAAAAUCAAUUGGCAACCUUACGUCUCACACUUGAGAAGCAAAGAACUAGAAAUGAAAGCUUGAAGAGAAUGAAGCUUGAUAUUCUAUCCCAUCAGGCAACAGAAAUAGUUAGAGCUUCUCAUGCAUCUGAGGAAGCUAUUUUGAACCAGUGCGAUCAAGUGAAAUUAGCUCAUGAACCUUCACAAAUGCUGUUGCCAGCAAAUGGUGCAUGCAACGAAUUGAAUCCAUCUCAUCCCAAUGGUUCUUUUGCCGCACUGGAAGAUGAAAGUAAGGUGUCUUCCUUUGUGCUACCUGAUUUAAAUCUACCUUUUGAUGAUGAUUCAAGCUCCGGGAUUUUAUAUGGAAUAAGCUGAGAAGAAUCAGAUGUAAAUCGGUAUUCUUUUUUCACUAAUCAAGCAGAAGUAAGAUCGUCUGUGGCACUUGUGCUUUAAUAAUACAUAAUGGUCAGUUCUAACUAUGUCGACAAGAUGAGUUAUUGUAAGUACCAAACUGAUUACCUUCACCGCUUAACCUAAUCGCGGAAGUUUGUUUUUCAAAAUACAUGAAGGUAUUGUGGGUAGUGUAGAAAUCAUUACUUAGAUACAAUCAGAUUCUUUCUUCUCAGGUUUCUACAUCUGUCCAAGAUUCUUUGGGGCCAACACUCUUUUCCUUUUUUUUUUUUUUUUAACCCCUUUUUGUAGGAAAUAUUAACAGAGCUGUAAUUAUUAUAUCGAUAAUCACAUGUUUUGCUACCUUGAAUUAAUGUUUCUGAAUCUAAAUUUGCUGUGCUUGCCCUUGCUGCUUCUGUUCUUGUCUUUUCUUUUGCUAAUUCUCUUUGAUAUAAGCCAAAGUGUAAACUUAUCAUAUGAUAUGAAAGGAAUGGAAUUUUCAUUUGUACGAACUAUGAAGAGAGGUUUACAUGUAGUGGCAAAAGUGUAAUUAAUUUGUGUGAA